CAGGACAAACCGAGAUAUGAUGAAGGAGAAGAGUUUAAUAGAGACGGCUAAAAUGCAGGGCAACGUGCUGGAGUUGGUGGGUAGUAACCCCCCUCAGAGGAACUGGAAGGGAAUACUGAUCGCUCUGUUGGUCAUCCUGGUCAUCUGCUCUCUGAUCGUCACCUCUGUUAUACUCCUGACCCCAGGUGAUGACAACAGCCUGGCCUUGAAGGGGAAACUGACAGUGGAUGAUGUCUUCGGCAAGAACUUCAGAGUUCACGACCCCAAAGCUAAAUGGAUCAGCGGUACAGAGCUCCUGUAUCGCACUCGUGAAGGUGAUGUGGUCAAGUUCAACGUGGAGAUGAAUCAAAGUACAGUGUUGGUACCCAACAGGAAGUUUGAAAUGUAUAAGGCCAGUGAUUAUGAGCUUUCUCCUGACAUGAAGCAUGUGCUGCUUGCUUACAAUGUGCAGCUGAUUUAUCAGCACUCUUUCACUGCAUACUACAUCAUUUGUAGUUUGGAGUCCCCUGAAACAUGGAUUCUGAAUCCUCCAGAAGUGCGAAAUGCUCCUCUUCAGUACGCAGGAUGGGGACCACGUGGCCAACAGCUGAUAUUCAUAUUUGAGAAUAACAUCUAUUACCGGGCCACUGUCGAGAGCCGAAUCAUCCGCCUGGUGUCCACCGGGAAGGAGGGCGUGAUCUUCAACGGCCUCACUGAUUGGCUGUAUGAGGAGGAGGUUUUCCAGUCCCAUAUUGCACACUGGUGGUCUCCUGAUGGGGCUCGGCUGGCGUACGCUACCAUCAACAAUACGCUGGUGCCCAAGAUGGAGCUGCCCAUGUUUACGGGGUCGGCAUACCCAACAGGCCGAGAGUACCACUACCCCAAAGCAGGAGAGGAGAACCCAGUGAUCUCUCUGUACGUGGUGAACCUGAACGGCCCUCUACAUACCAUCCAGAUGAGGAAACCAGAUGACCAGAGGAUCGGGGAAUAUUAUAUAACGAUGGUGAAGUGGGCCACAAGCACAAAGCUGGCGGUGAACUGGUUGAACCGAGCACAGAACAUUUCCAUCCUGACACUGUGUGAAGCCACAACAGGAGUCUGUACUAAGAAACACGAGGACGAGAGUGAGAGCUGGCUACACAGACAGAACGAAUCUCCGUUAUUCUCUAAAGACGGGCUGAAGCUCUUCUUCACACGCGCUAUCCCUCAGGGUGGGCGGGGCAAAUUUUUCCACAUCUCCAUGGCUGUAUCACAGCCCAACAGUAGCUCAGACACGCUGCAGUCCAUCACGUCAGGAGACUGGGACGUCACGCACAUUCUCGCCUACAACGAGGACAGACAGCUAAUAUACUUCCUGAGCACAGAGGAUGAUCCGAAGCGGCGACACCUGUACAGUGCUGAUACGGUCGGCCCUUUCAACCGCCGCUGUCUCUCCUGUGACUUCACUGAAAGCUGUGGCUACGUGAGCGGCUCCUUCAGCCACAACAUGGCCUUCUUCCUGCUCAGCUGUAAAGGGCCUGGAGUCCCGUUUGUGUCCGUCUACAGCACCCAAGAGCGACAGAAGCUGAUGGACAUCGAGUUGAACCACGACCUCCAGCAGACCGUGAACUCCAUGCAGAUGCCCAGAGUAGAGUACCGAACGAUUGAGGUUGAGGAUUAUGUUUUAACGAUGCAGAUCCUGAAACCUGCCAGCUUUGUAGAUACAGCACACUACCCUCUACUGCUGCUCGUUGAUGGUACUCCAGGAAGUCAGUCCGUGUCUGAGCAGUUUCAGGUGGACUGGGCCUCCGUGUUGGUCAGCAGCCUUGGAGUGAUUGUUAUGCGGUGUGAUGGGCGUGGCAGCGGAUUUCAGGGCACCAAUCUUCUCCACACGGUGCAUCACAGACUGGGCAGGCUGGAGGAGGAGGAUCAGCUGAGGGCGCUCAGCAUUAUAGCAAAGGAGCUGUACAUUGACACAACCAGGAUUGGAGCCUUUGGACAGGUGUACGGUGGAUACGUCACCAGCCUCCUGCUCAGCUCUGGGGCCUCCAUACUCAAGUGUGGUGCUGUUCUUUCACCCAUCACUGACUUCCAGCUUUAUGCAUCUGCUUUCUCAGAACGAUAUCUGGGCGUCUCAAAAACAGACCGACGACCAUACGAGAUGACCAAUCUUGCACAUCGAGCCUCUCAGUUUGUUGAUAAGAAGUUUUUGAUCAUUCAUCCCACUGCAGAUGAAAAAGUGCAUUUUCAGCACACAGCCAGAUUUAUCUCCAGGUUAAUCAGUGGGAAGGGGAACUACAGUCUACAGAUCUAUCCGGACGAAGGUCACUUCCUCCACAGUGAAGCAACAAGGCAGCACCUCAGUCAGUCCCUGAUCAACUUUUUUGAAGAGUGCUUCAGCCAACCAGACAACUUUUUUGAAGAUCUAGAGGAGGAGAGUGAAGACGAGGGUUAAUGCCCUCUUAUCAUGACAUGACAUGCCCCAAGCACAAAGCCAGCCCCUUUUACCAGACGAUAUGCAACCUGUCCAUUUAAGUCCAUUGUUUGUUUCCCUGUCUUUCAUUUUAACCCACUGUUUGGAGAUUGUUCCCUUCUGUGGGCAGGACACGUUCUUCUCAGUGUCCACUGCUGCUGCAGCGGCUCUGUUAACUGAAGAAAUCCAGGGUCAAUAAGGCAGAGAAGGCGGUCUCCAAUCUGUCCAUCACUUUGAUUGAGAGGUUGUUCUGGUUAACUGACUGCUGGCAGCAGUAGCCAUCCACAAA
This is a messenger RNA of Neoarius graeffei (lesser salmon catfish), 2720 nucleotides long. Its product is annotated as dipeptidyl aminopeptidase-like protein 6. The record is from RefSeq and is a predicted model, not a curated record. Gene Ontology annotation, molecular function: serine-type peptidase activity; dipeptidyl-peptidase activity. The coding region runs from base 17 to 2413 and encodes 798 amino acids. Gene Ontology annotation, biological process: proteolysis. NCBI's taxonomy places the organism in Eukaryota, Metazoa, Chordata, Actinopteri, Siluriformes, Ariidae. The transcript is spliced from 26 exons.